AGCAAGCCCGAUUUAAACCACUCCCUCAUUCUCUUCUCUCUAUAACCGCCUCGAUCUCUCUCCUUCCCUCUCUAUAUACCAUCUUUUCUAUAACCCUAGCUCUCGUUCUCUCUAUCUCUCGCUCUCUCACACACACACUCAUCGAAGAACAAGCAAUGGCUGGAAAAGGAGAAGGCCCGGCGAUCGGAAUCGAUCUGGGGACGACCUACUCGUGUGUAGGUGUAUGGCAACACGAUCGCGUUGAGAUCAUAGCCAAUGAUCAGGGCAACAGGACCACGCCGUCUUACGUCGGCUUUACUGACACUGAGCGAUUGAUCGGCGAUGCAGCCAAGAACCAGGUCGCUAUGAACCCCAUUAACACUGUCUUUGAUGCAAAACGUCUCAUUGGGAGGAGAUUUAGUGAUGCCUCUGUCGUGAGUGAUACUAAACUAUGGCCCUUCAAGGUUAUACCUGGUCCUGGUGACAAGCCAAUGAUUAUUGUCAACUACAAGGGUGAGGAUAAGCAGUUUGCCGCUGAGGAAAUCUCCUCUAUGGUUCUCACAAAAAUGAAGGAGAUUGCUGAGGCAUUCCUUGGAUCAAUUGUGAAGAAUGCUGUUGUCACUGUUCCUGCUUACUUCAAUGACUCACAACGCCAGGCUACCAAGGACGCUGGUGUUAUUUCUGGGCUCAAUGUCAUGCGUAUUAUCAACGAACCUACUGCUGCUGCCAUUGCCUAUGGUCUUGAUAAGAAAGCUACCAGUGUUGGUGAGAAGAACGUUCUCAUCUUUGAUCUUGGUGGUGGUACUUUUGAUGUUUCCCUGCUCACCAUUGAAGAGGGUAUCUUUGAAGUGAAAUCCACGGCUGGGGAUACUCAUCUUGGUGGAGAGGAUUUUGAUAAUAGGAUGGUUAACCAUUUUGUUCAGGAGUUUAAGAGAAAGCACAAGAAGGAUAUUAGUGGAAACCCCAGGGCACUUAGGAGACUGAGGACUUCUUGUGAGAGGGCAAAGAGAACUCUCUCUUCCACUGCUCAGACCACCAUUGAGAUCGACUCUCUGUUUGAAGGAAUUGACUUCUAUUCCACAAUAACCCGUGCUAGAUUUGAGGAGAUGAAUAUGGAUCUCUUUAGAAAGUGCAUGGAGCCUGUGGAGAAAUGUCUGAGGGAUGCUAAGAUGGACAAGAGCACUAUCCAUGAUGUUGUUCUUGUUGGUGGAUCUACCAGAAUUCCAAAGGUACAACAGCUUUUGCAGGACUUCUUUAAUGGGAAGGAGCUGUGUAAGAGCAUCAACCCUGAUGAGGCAGUUGCCUAUGGUGCUGCUGUGCAAGCCGCUAUUUUGAGUGGUGAGGGCAACGAGAAGGUCCAAGACUUGUUGUUGUUAGAUGUCACUCCUCUCUCCCUUGGACUCGAGACUGCUGGAGGAGUCAUGACUGUUUUAAUCCCAAGAAACACCACCAUCCCUACCAAGAAAGAACAAGUGUUCUCAACCUACUCCGACAACCAGCCCGGUGUUUUGAUUCAAGUAUAUGAGGGUGAGAGGACAAGAACCAGAGACAAUAACCUGUUGGGUAAAUUUGAGCUCUCAGGUAUCCCUCCAGCCCCUAGGGGUGUGCCUCAGAUUACCGUGUGCUUUGACAUUGAUGCCAAUGGUAUUUUGAAUGUCUCUGCCGAGGACAAAACCACAGGGCAGAAAAACAAGAUUACAAUCACCAAUGAUAAGGGUAGAUUGUCUAAAGAAGAAAUUGAGAAGAUGGUUCAAGAAGCUGAGAAGUACAAGUCAGAGGAUGAGGAGCACAAAAAGAAAGUGGAGGCGAAGAAUGCAUUGGAGAACUAUGCCUAUAACAUGAGGAACACAGUGAAGGAUGAGAAGAUAGGUGCUAAGCUCAGCCCAUCUGACAAGAAAAAGAUUGAAGACUCUAUUGAUCAGGCCAUUUCAUGGCUCGAUAGCAACCAACUCGCGGAGGCUGAUGAGUUUGAGGAUAAGAUGAAGGAGCUCGAGAACAUCUGCAACCCCAUCAUUGCUAAAAUGUACCAAGGUGGUGGUGGUGAGGGUGGUGCGCCCAUGGAUGAUGAUGUUCCUCCUGCUGGUGGAAGCGGUGCUGGGCCCAAGAUCGAGGAGGUGGACUAGGUCAGUGGUUUCUGUUAGUGAAGUUACUUUUUAGUAUCUACUACUAGUCUACUUCUAUAUGAGAUAGUCUGAUUGGGAAUUUUGAAUUGGAUCCUGAUGGCAUUUUUAUAAUUAGGAGUCAUCAAUUUUGAUUUUUCAA
This is a messenger RNA of Camellia sinensis, 2241 nucleotides long. RefSeq names its product heat shock cognate 70 kDa protein 2. Lineage: Eukaryota; Viridiplantae; Streptophyta; Magnoliopsida; Ericales; Theaceae. Gene Ontology annotation, molecular function: ATP-dependent protein folding chaperone; ATP binding. The record is from RefSeq and is a predicted model, not a curated record.